This is a messenger RNA of Lithohypha guttulata, 918 nucleotides long. RefSeq lists its product as uncharacterized. Bases 1 to 918 code for a protein of 305 amino acids. The record is from RefSeq and is a predicted model, not a curated record. NCBI's taxonomy places the organism in Eukaryota, Fungi, Ascomycota, Eurotiomycetes, Chaetothyriales, Trichomeriaceae. The transcript has 2 exons.
AUGGUACCGGCAGCUGCCUACGAACGUUUGAUCUCGAGCAACAAUCUCAUUCUUCUGAGCCAAAUAUGCUUUCCUUGGGAUAUUGUUUUGCUUGCUAUCAAUCAAGACAAUCUACAGUACAACUUCACAGCCGCUGCAGAGGCACUAUGGUCUAAGAUGGUCGGCAUACCUGCAGAUUGUGAGAGCUGCAUCCAUCUCGACCUGACUAUGUCAGGAGCGGCUUUCACAAGUACAGAAGACGAGAUCCUCGAGCUUGUGGUAAGACAGACUGAAAUGACGAGAGAGAUACAGCAGAACCUUUGGCUGCGAUCACCUGCCCUGCGAGGCACUAUUCAACGAGCGCUAGUCCGGUAUGCCCAGAAAGUUGCAAUAAGCCAAGCUGAAACCAUAUUUGGCACGCAACAAAUACCAGUCGUGAGUUUCGAUGGAGAAGCAAGAUCUAUGAACGACCUCGAAUUAGAUUUGGUGGCUCAAUUGGUUCUCAGCACACAUAGGGCUUAUCACAGCGCAUGGAAAGCAUUUGCACAUAUUCACAAUAUCCACAACAGCAACGAAGUACCCCCACCUGCAUACGAGAAAGUAGAUACGGGUGGCUUGACAGGCAAACGCCCUGAUUCAAAUACAGAAGCAUCAAUGUGUUAUUGCUGGAUCUGCGAGCGUGUCGCGGACGAAGUGCAAGACUCAGCUGACAAUAUAAGUCCACUAAUGCGCACACUGAGUCUGGUAUCUUCAUCCGAAGAAAUGGAUGAGAAGAGAUCGACUUACUCUGAUUCAUCAUCUGAGACAGAGGAGAUAUGUUUACACCUCAAACUCUCUCGGCGUCAGAUCAAAGCUAUCACGGUGGAUAUAGGUCUCUAUCGAUAUAUAGAGGCCGCACGUCAUACACGGGUCAACAUGGCUGCUUCUUCAUCGCCCUGA